This is a messenger RNA of Pistacia vera, 465 nucleotides long. RefSeq names its product agamous-like MADS-box protein AGL21. Gene Ontology annotation, biological process: positive regulation of transcription by RNA polymerase II. NCBI's taxonomy places the organism in Eukaryota, Viridiplantae, Streptophyta, Magnoliopsida, Sapindales, Anacardiaceae. Gene Ontology annotation, molecular function: RNA polymerase II cis-regulatory region sequence-specific DNA binding; DNA-binding transcription factor activity, RNA polymerase II-specific; protein dimerization activity. The record is from RefSeq and is a predicted model, not a curated record. The transcript is spliced from 4 exons. The coding region runs from base 1 to 465 and encodes 154 amino acids. Gene Ontology annotation, cellular component: nucleus.
AUGGGGAGGGGGAAGAUUGCGAUCCGAAGGAUCGAUAAUUCUACAAGCAGGCAAGUGACUUUCUCAAAGAGAAGAAAAGGAUUGAUUAAGAAGGCAAAGGAGUUGGCAAUUCUUUGUGAUGCAGAAGUUGGACUUGCCAUCUUCUCAAGCACAGGAAAGCUCUAUGAGUUUGCGAGCACCAGCAUGAAACAAGUUUUUGAACGAUAUAGCCACUUAAAAGAGGAUCAUCAGCAAUUUCUGAAUCCACCAUCAGAAGUAAAGUUUUGGAAAAGGGAGGCAGCGAUGUUGGGGCAACAACUACACAAUUUGCAAGAAAAUCAUCGACUUUUGAUGGGGGAACAACUUUACGGUUUGAAUUUCAAAGACCUACAAAAUCUAGAGAAUCAAUUGGAAAUGAGUUUGCGGGGCAUUCGUCUCAAAAAGGUCAAAAUUUUUCAAUUUUUAUCAGAUUUAUUAAUUUUAUAA